AUGCUCAGAAAUGGAGGAUAUGAAGCAAAGUUGUGGGUGAGCUCUAUGGACAGCACUCAGCUCAUGUGUAUUGGGAAGAUGAAAUUGACUGAUCCUGCUAUGACCGUUCUCAUUGAGGCCUUGAUCAUCAGCGGAGGUGGGAUUUUUGAGCAAACAGAUGGACCUGUUUCACUCGUCAGUGCGGAGGAGCUUGCCUUUAAAUUUGCUGUCAAUAACAUCAACAGAAACAGGACUUUGUUGCCAAACACAACAUUAACAUAUGACAUACAGAGGAUUAAUAUCUACGACAGCUUUGAGGCGUCAAGAAAAGCUUGUGACCAACUGUCUUUAGGUGUGGUUGCAAUAUUUGGGCCCUCACAUAGCUCAUCGUCAAAUGCCGUGCAGUCCAUCUGCAAUGCACUGGAGGUGCCGCACGUCCAGGUGCGAUGGAAACACCACCCGAUGGACAGCCGGGACACCUUUUACGCAAACCUGUACCCGGAUUACUCAUCGCUAAGCUACGCCAUCCUGGACUUGGUGCAGUUUCUCAAAUGGAAAACAGCCACUGUUGUAUAUGACGACAGCACAGGUCUUAUAAGACUACAGGAGUUGAUAAUGGCUCCAUCCCGGUACAACAUCCGACUAAAGAUCCGGCAGCUUCCUGUUGACACACAGGACACGAGACCUCUUCUCAAAGAAAUGAAGAGAAGUCGGGAGUUCCGCAUCAUUUUCGACUGCAGUCACCACAUGGCAGCGCAGAUUCUCAAACAGGCGCAGACCAUGGGAAUGAUGACAGAGUAUUACCACUAUAUCUUCACCACUCUGGACCUGAUGGCCAUCGACCUGGAGCCAUAUCGCUUCUGUGGGGUCAAUAUGACUGGCUUCCGCAUCCUCAACGUGGAUAAUCCCCAGGUUGCAUCCAUUGUGGAUAAAUGGUCGAUGGAAAGGCAGCUACCACCUAAACCGGAUUCAGGCCUGCUGGAGGGCAUCAUGACGACAGAUGCAGCUCUGACCUAUGACGCAGUCCACAUUGUGUCCGUCUCGUACCAGCACGCUCCACAGAUGACGGUGAACUCGCUGCAAUGCCACCGUCACAAACCCUGGAGAUUUGGAGGGCGCUUCAUGAGUUUCAUUAAAGAGUCCCACUGGGAUGGUUUGACGGGCAGACUGUCAUUCAACAAGACAACUGGUCUUCGUACAGAUUUCGACCUGGACAUCAUCAGUCUAAAGGAGGACGGCCUUGAAAAGGUGGGGAAGUGGAGCGCGUCAGGAGGUCUCAACAUCACAGAAGUGCCAAAGCGAAAAGGGGUGAACAUCACUGAUUCCCUGGCUAACCGCUCCCUCAUCAUCACCACCAUCCUGGAGGAGCCAUACGUCAUGCUUAAGAAGUCUGACAAGGCGCUGGUUGGCAAUGACCGUUUCGAAGGAUUUUGCAUCGACUUGCUUAAGGAGCUCUCAAACAUCCUGGGCUUCACGUUUGAGAUUCGCCUGGUGCCGGAUGGAAAAUAUGGCUCCCAGGAUGACAAGGGCCAGUGGAACGGCAUGAUCAGGGAACUUAUUGAACAUAGAGCAGACUUGGCUGUGGCUCCUUUCACCAUCACCUACAUGCGUGAAAAGUUUGUGGACUUCACCAAGCCCUUCCUGAACACGGGCAUCAGCAUCCUGUAUCGCAAGCCCAACACCACCAACAGCGGCUUCUUCUCCUUCCUGAACCCCAUGACUCCAGACAUCUGGGUCUACAUCCUCCUGGCGUACCUCGGGGUUAGCUGUGUCCUUUUUGUUAUUGCCAGGUUCAGUCCAUAUGAAUGGUAUGAUGCCCAUCCUUGUAAUCCGGGGUCAGACGUGGUGGAGAACAACUUCACCCUCCUCAACAGCUUCUGGUUCGGCGUUGGUUCCUUAAUGCAACAAGGCUCAGAGCUGAUGCCAAAAGCACUGUCGACCAGGAUCAUUGGUGGCAUAUGGUGGUUCUUCACGCUGAUCAUUAUAUCGUCCUACACAGCUAAUUUAGCAGCAUUUCUCACCGUGGCAAGAAUGGACUCGGCCGUGGACUCAGCUGAUGACAUCGCCAAGCAGACUAAGAUCGAAUAUGGCGUCGUCAAAGACGGCGCCACCAUGGCCUUCUUCAAGAAAUCUAAGGUUUCCACUUUUGAGAAGAUGUGGGCCUUCAUGAGCAGCAGACCAAGCACAUCGCUGGUGAAGUCUAUCGAGGAUGGAAUUCAGAGGGUGCUGAAGUCAGACUAUGCCCUCAUUAUGGAGUCCACCACUAUUGAUUACAUCACCAGGAGAAAUUGCAACCUGACACAGGUGGGAGGACUCAUUGACAGCAAAGGCUAUGGCAUCGGCACCCCCCUUGGUUCUCCAUACAGAGACAAAAUCAGCAUUGCAAUCCUUAACAUCUUGGAGGAUGGGCGCCUACACAUGCUCAAGGAGAAGUGGUGGAGUGGGAGCAGCUGCUUGGCUGAGGAGCAACAUGACACGGGCCCCAUGGGGAUCCAGAACCUGGGUGGUAUAUUCAUCGUGCUAGCCUCUGGCUUAGUGCUGUCUGUUUUUGUGGCGAUUGCUGAAUUCGUCUACAAACUACGGAAGACUGCAGAGCGUGAGCAGGUCUUUGUGCAGCGCCAUGGUGGACGAGAUCAGACUGUCGUUCACCUGCGAGAGGCGGGUGAAACACAGGCCCCAGCCCCCAGCCAUGGUGAAGACGGAUGCGGUGAUAAACAUGCACGCCUACAACGACCGACGACUCCCAGGAAAGGACAACAUGAGCUGCAGCACUGGGAUGACUCCUGUGUUCCCAUGACAAUGUACUCCCCCCAGGGCAAGAACCUCAUGAGUAACGUGUCAGGGGCAGUGCCAGAGAGUAGAGACAAUGGCCUAGACGCCAUCACCAGAUACACCAUUAACCACAGUGAUUUUGGGACACUAACCAAACAUGGGCAACUGAAAAUGGCAGCAUCAGCCACACAGGUAUGACCACAUUCGCCACUGUAAUCCAAACCCACGAGAGAUUCGAGAAAUUCGGCGGAGGCCCUGGGAAAAGAGUAACACCCAAAAUAAUUAGUCUUGAGUCUGAUGUUUACGUGUGCAACACAAAAACAAAACAGAAAAUGAGCAAUUUCAAGGAACACUCAAUCACUAAAAAGACCGAAUUUUAUUGGACUGAAGCAAUCUUGAUGAGAAUGGCAAUAAAUUACAUAUAUAUGUAAAAGGACAAGGAAUAUGAGCUUUCAUUGAAGUUCAGUUUUGGCACACAUGAAAAUGAUUAUUUCCUUUGUCCUGUUGAUCUACACACAAACUCCUGGAUGGCAUUUGACAGCAGAAAAUAAUGUUACCUCAAAUUUGUUGUCUAUAGGCUUACAAUUGAUGGGUAUUUUUGAGUUAGAGGCUGCAGGAUAAGAUAAAGGAUCCUUUGAAAGGUUGGUCCACAGGAAUGUUUAUGAAAGUGUGUUGAGUUGAGUCUUGUUGGGUUGGAAAACAAAAGAGUUGAGACAUAACAGUUUGGCAGUAAAUGUAAGUUUGUUAUAGAGGAGAUUCAUGUGAAGUGACACACAAAAUAGUAAAAGACGAUGGUUGAACCAUGGAUUAUUUGAUUUUCUUUAAUUUUUUUGAACAGGAUUGAAUUUUAAUCAUUGCCAAAGAUUCAUCCAUUCAACAGAAAAUGUCAGUCUUAGUUUUUGGAGAACACACCAUGCACCAUGCAAAGUACUGGAGUGUUUUAAAUAGGAUUACUAUCAAAGGACCCUGCAAUACAGGAUCAUUGUGUUUGGCACAGUUGCCAGUGUCAAACCAACCUAAGCUUAAACCACCAACAAAGUAAUGGAAAGCAUUUAAAAGAGUCUAAAGCCUGGUAAUUACUGAGUUGUGUGAUACUUUAAAAUGUGAUUAGCAACAGAAAUGCUAAUCACACUUUCAUGCUGCACACAGAGAUUGUUCUUGUGUGAUGGACACCAUCAUCUUUUGCCAUCGAUGAUUAGGCGUCCCCACAUCCAUGAAGACAUUCAAUCGUCAAACGUCGGACCCCAUUUCCCCAUUUUAUUCUGAUUACCUCAGUCUACUGACUUCUUACGGAAAGUAAAUUCAAUAUCUCUUUUGCCAAAGCAUACACCGAAAAUGGUGUGAGACUAAGUUUGGCUGAGCAACAAUUAUCUAAAGUGUCAGGCAACACAGUAUGACUCAGGCUUACUGGUUACCCUUUCUGAUCUUUUGGCCCUGAGCUCAAAAAGUGUAAUUAUUGAACUGUCAAACAAUUUGUUCUAAAAGUUCUGUUUUCAACAUUGGGCUGAUGAAACAAGAACAAUGACAUGGUGGAGAAUAUCAGGUAUGUGUGCUAAUAUCUGCAAUUAAUAAUGGAUUUUAAAUUACUGAGAUAAAAUGACUGGGAUCAGAUAACUAAAGGCCAUUUUUUGGGGGGUUAAUUUAAUCAAAACAAAUCUAUCAAAACACGUGUUGUUGUCCAUGGGUAAAAGACCACUCAUUGUCCCCUAUUAGUUCUGAAUGAAGUUUUUGAACAGUUACUUUUUCAGUCUUUUUUCCAGCCGUGAUUCCAGAGGCAUUUUGGCAGGAUAAUAAUAUUUUUUUUUUUCAGUGAGUGUAAUAAAAAACUAUCCAAGGCUCUAAAUGAGAAGUGAUUUUGAGGGUUAUCUCAGAAUGUGUUGCAUUACCUGCUGUAACCAGUGUUGUAGUGUGCGGACAUGCUGAAUGACAAUGUGGGGAAUAGAUGGACAACCAGAAGAAAGACAAUGAUUUUGUGUUCAUGUUGACUUUAGUGUCUAUUGAGAAUAUGUAUAUCUUAGGCAAAUGUCAUGCCGUACGAAGAUUCGCGGAGUCUGUGAGCUGCUGUCACCAGGGAGUCAAACAAAUGACAAACCUCUGUGAGGUUUACAUUGUCAAAACGUCGGAAGAAGAAGAAAAAAAUACUAACUUUGAGGUCAAGGAAAAUACAAUCUGUAAAACUUAGCAAUGGUUUGGUAGAGAUUUAUUGUAUAAUUGUUUAUCGAUUCCCUUCUGCAAAGUAGAGUAUGUAGAUAAGAUCAGCAGGAGAAAAUGUAUUUUGCUAAAUUUAUACUGUUAAUUAAUCCUGUUCACAGUCAAAUAUGUUAAAGAUGCUAUUUAUUUCAUUAGAGAUCACUUUGUCCUACUUCCCCUGUAUCACAAAAAAAAAAUCUGUUUAUUUAUUGAAUGGAAAUUCAUUAUAUUAUGGUGCGUUGGAUUACUAUAAUCCAGAUGGGGGAAACACAUAUAUGUUGGUAUACUUUUAUGAAGGGUAGUUUAUUUCUACAAGGUGAACAUAAAACAGAAAUUAACAGAAAUGUUGUAAGAAUUUAUGGGAAAACCCCUUAGAAUAGGCUUUUAUUUCAUGUAACUGCCCCUUUACUCCUUGAAAAUUCACUUCGGACCUUGGGCCGUAUUCAUGAAGUUUAUACUAAAA
Messenger RNA from Solea senegalensis (Senegalese sole), 5404 nucleotides. It is a transcript of the gene grik3, whose product is annotated as glutamate receptor ionotropic, kainate 3. Gene Ontology annotation, molecular function: transmitter-gated monoatomic ion channel activity involved in regulation of postsynaptic membrane potential; kainate selective glutamate receptor activity. The record is from RefSeq and is a predicted model, not a curated record. The coding region runs from base 1 to 2949 and encodes 982 amino acids. NCBI's taxonomy places the organism in Eukaryota, Metazoa, Chordata, Actinopteri, Pleuronectiformes, Soleidae. Gene Ontology annotation, biological process: synaptic transmission, glutamatergic; monoatomic ion transport; modulation of chemical synaptic transmission. The transcript has 16 exons. Gene Ontology annotation, cellular component: plasma membrane; presynaptic membrane; kainate selective glutamate receptor complex.